UCAGACGUUGAUUCGCAUUUGCAUCGGGCAGAUUCCACUAACUGCCAGCUCGUUAAAAAUUUCACCUAACCAAAAAGUCAAUAAAAUAUUACAAUAAAUUAAAAAAGUAUUAUAAAAAUGGCUAGAAUCUUGUGUGCUCUUGUUAUAAUUUUAAUUUCUGGCUUAUGCUUGGCAACAGAAAUUGAGUUGCCUCCAGUGGAGUUUAAGCCGGUUCGAGAAAUACCUGGAGAUAUACCGACCUGCCGGGAGGAAGACAUCAACAUCAGCGAGUGCAUCAAACAGGGCCUUCAGCAGAUAACGCCACGCAUGAAGUACGGCAUCAGCGAACUGAACAUCCCGCCACUCGAUCCCUUCGAGAUGGGCAAGAGUUCCUACAGCUACAACUCGGGACUCCUCCAGGGACGCAUCUCCAUGAAGAACGUGGUCGUCUAUGGGCUCAGCGAGGGAAUCGUCGAUAAGGUCAACUUCCGGCUGAAGGAAGGUCGCGUGCGCAUGGAGAUCCUCUCGCAUGUCCCUCAAAUGUUCGUCGAGGGCUCCUACAAGGCGGACAUAAAACUCAACGACCUCAAGCUGAACCCAAAGGGCACCUUUAACGUAACCAUGACUGAUGUCACGAUGAGGGCGAGACCCAUUGGCGAGCUAUAUGAGCGUGAUGGUCACACCUAUCUGCGUCUGACUAAACUGGAGACUGAGCCCAAGGUGGGUGACCUGAAAUUCUACGCCAAUGGACUAGUUCCCGAUCCGGUUCUUAACGACGUCAUCCUGGACUUUAUCAAUCAGUACUGGCGCCAACUUUAUCAGGCCAUGCUACCAGAGACUUUGGCCGCCUGGCAGCCCCUGAUCUUGAAGUCCACAAAUGACUUCUUCGCUGCGUUACCAUUCGAUAUGCUUGUUACCAAGAAUUGAGAUUCCUGACUUUAUAACUGUUAUAUUAUUUAUACCCUCCGGUUCCAUCUUUUCUACUCAAGGUGUUAACAUAGUUUUUACCGAAAUAAAAAUUAAAAUACUUAAAUA
Drosophila subpulchrella is the source of this 1014-nucleotide messenger RNA. RefSeq lists its product as uncharacterized. The coding region runs from base 118 to 906 and encodes 262 amino acids. The record is from RefSeq and is a predicted model, not a curated record. Lineage: Eukaryota; Metazoa; Arthropoda; Insecta; Diptera; Drosophilidae. The transcript has 4 exons.